AUGGCCACAGCCAGAGACCUGCCACAAGUUCUUAUUGUAUCUAUUCUUCUGUUUGUAGUGUUGGUGUCCAAAUCCUCCCCGAAGAAGCCUCGUGGCCGGAGCAUCUUCAAGGCGCUUUUCUGUUGCCUUCGUGCACAGAAUGUGGGGCAGACGGCCUUUGGCAACAGUCAUGGGCUGCAUAAGGAAGAGACGAACACCAUUGCCAAGUCUGAUCUGUUGCAGUGUCUCCAAUACCAGUUUUAUCAGAUUCCUGGAACAUGCCUUCUCCCUGAGGUGACUCAACAAGACCAGGGCCGAAUAUGUGUGGUGAUUGACCUGGAUGAGACCUUAGUGCACAGUUCCUUCAAGCCAAUCAACAACGCUGACUUCAUUGUGCCGGUUGAGAUAGAGGGAACAACUCAUGAGGUGUAUGUGUUGAAGCGGCCUUUUGUAGAUGAAUUCCUGAGGCGGAUGGGGGAGCUGUUUGAGUGUGUGCUCUUCACUGCCAGCUUAGCUAAGUAUGCUGACCCAGUGACUGACCUUUUGGACAAGUGUGGAGUCUUCCGGACCCGCCUCUUCCGGGAGUCGUGCGUGUUCCACCAGGGAUGUUACGUGAAGGAUCUCAGCCGGCUGGGCCGUGAUCUACGCAAAACCCUGAUCCUGGAUAAUUCUCCAGCUUCUUACAUCUUCCAUCCAGAGAAUGCGGUGCCGGUCCAGUCUUGGUUUGAUGACAUGACAGACACUGAGCUGCUGAACCUGAUUCCUGUGUUUGAGGAGUUGAGCGGAGCAGAAGAUGUCUACACCAGCCUCGGCCAACUAAGGGCACCCUAACAUUUUCCUCGUGCUGUGGCCACUGGGGAAACUCCUUUUUUU
Molecule: messenger RNA, 852 nt
Organism: Protobothrops mucrosquamatus (brown spotted pit viper)
Lineage: Eukaryota; Metazoa; Chordata; Lepidosauria; Squamata; Viperidae
Gene: CTDSP2
Product: CTD small phosphatase 2
Exons: 8
Coding region: 1-810 (269 amino acids)
Molecular function (GO): RNA polymerase II CTD heptapeptide repeat phosphatase activity
Source: RefSeq, a predicted model, not a curated record